Messenger RNA from Gambusia affinis (western mosquitofish), 496 nucleotides. RefSeq names its product linkage group 04 C17orf67 homolog (gene lg04h17orf67). Lineage: Eukaryota; Metazoa; Chordata; Actinopteri; Cyprinodontiformes; Poeciliidae. Bases 24 to 299 code for a protein of 91 amino acids. The transcript is spliced from 4 exons. The record is from RefSeq and is a predicted model, not a curated record.
CAGUGAAGACUCUGGCAGGAAAGAUGAAGAAGGAGCUGGUGGUGUUUCUGCUUUGCCUGGUCCUGCUGGCCACUGAAACAGUUGCCAAUCCUAUCAUCGGGGAGAAGUUUGCCAAGCAGCUUCUUCGCAGCAAGAGGCAGGACAGGCCGGUGAAGGCCGGCCACCCCGAUGAACCAAUGAGGGAGCAUCUGCUCCGCAUGCAGACGCUGGACCAGAGGGCCCAGGAGACCAACAUGGAGUACUGGCUGAACCCCCACUGCCCCCCGCGCUGCGACAGGAACUACGGACACCCGGUCUGAGCACCAAGAAAACGACCAGGAACGACGGGACACGAAUUUCACGAAGGGAUCUUCAAAAAAUGAAAGCAAAAACUUUUCUUCCUAUUAUUGUCCUUCAAACUCCACAUGAAGACAAACUAAUACAAAAUGUUUUCUAAUGUAUAAGAGUGUAGUUCACGUAUUCUUCUAGUUGUAGAUUUUUUUUCUGCGUAAUUAUG